UCGGUGCGUUGCCCCUUUAAUUGUGUCCCCAGCCCUCGGGCGUCUCUGUCCAACGCCCACGUCAGCAAAUACCUUUUGUUUCUCUCACGUUCGGGCUUCCCUGGUUUGGGGCGGCGGGACCCGCAAAUUGCAUUCAAGCGGCAAAGCGCCCCCGCCCAGGGCGUUGGGGACCCCGCACCCACCUCCCGCGCCGCAGCCGCAGCCCGCGGAACCCAGCCGAGCAACGCUUCCCGUUACCCCUUGUUUGGAAUGGAGAUUUCUUCCCAUCAGUUUCAUCUCCUGCAGCAACUGAAUGAGCAGCGCCAGCGAGACUUAUUCUGUGACUGCUGUAUCCUGGUGGAGGGGAAGGUGUUCAAAGCACAUCGCAAUGUGCUGUUUGCCAGUAGUGGUUAUUUCAAAAUGCUCCUUUCCCAGAGCUCAAAGGAGACAAGUCAGCCAACGACGGCUACCUUCCAGGCCUUCUCUCCUGACACCUUUACCGUUAUUCUGGAUUUUGUGUAUUCUGGCAAACUCUCUCUCACGGGCCAGAAUGUCAUUGAGGUCAUGUCAGCUGCUAGUUAUCUUCAGAUGACUGAUGUCAUUAGUGUCUGUAAGACCUUCAUUAAGUCAUCACUGGACAUCAGUGAGAAGGAGAAGGAUCGAUAUUUCAGCCUGUCAGACAAAGAUGUAAAUUCCAAUGGUGUGGAACGCUCAUGCGUGUAUGGUGCCGAUUGGAGAACAGAGAACAGUCCCCCUCAUUCUCACUUAAAUCCUGAGCAAGGGACUUGUGUGAUGAGUGGCAAUGCUUGGAGCAAUUUCAGCUACUAUCCAACUUCUCAAAGAAAUGCGCAGCAGCUGGCCAAACAUGACCAAAGGCAGGAUUCCAUUAAAAAAACUAGACAUUUAGGAUUGCAACAAUCCUCUGAUAUUCCCCAUUAUAAAUCAAGCAAGCUUGAAGACCGAUCCUCAGACCCCACUAGCCACAUUUCUCAAUCUGAGGAGGAAGUCCAAAUUGACACAGAAAUUGACUCUGCCCAUGCUGGGUACCAAUACGGUCAGGGGUCCGAUGUGAUGCCAAGGAGCUUGGGUGUGUCACAGCAAGAGCAUGAAUCACCCCAUUCUUCUAGCAAGUCAAAGUCCUCAAAAGCAGAUGAGCAAUAUGGCAACAUGCCCUCAAUUUUAGGUGUAAUGGGGAGCUGGGCUGAAGAUGAUCUGCCCAGGAUGAGAUUCAAGUGCCCAUUCUGCACUCAUGUGGUGAAGCGAAAAGCAGACCUAAAGCGCCACCUUCGUUGCCAUACAGGAGAACGACCUUAUCCAUGUGAGGCAUGUGGAAAAAGAUUUAGCAGGCUAGACCACCUAAGUAGCCAUUUUCGAACAAUUCAUCAGGCCUGUAAGCCAAUCUGCAGAAAGUGUAAGCGCCAUGUGACUGAGCUAACAGGGCAAGUGGUCCAAGAGGGGACAAGACGUUACAGACUCUGUAAUGAGUGUCUGGCUGAAGCUGGCAUAGACAGCAUUCGUAUUGACUUGGAGGCUGAACCACAGCUUGAAUUUCCACAAGAAGGGGAUAAAGAUUCCAGGUGGCACUACAGUGAAGACAACAGAUCUGAUGUGGAGAUUGUGGAGGAUGGGUCUACUGACUUGGUCAUCCAACAGGUUGAUGAUAGUGAAGAUGAAGCAGAAGAACAGGAAGUCAAGCCAAAUAUUAGGUAGUUGUGAGUGAACUGAGAAUUAGUAAAUCUCCCCUCUUACAUUGACUUCCAGUGUCUUGACCAUUAGCCCCCAACCAGCCUGUUAAUAUACAAAGAUCUACUAUAUUGGCUUCUUAUGAACUUGUCUAAACUUGCAUGCAUUUAUGGACAUGCCAUUGAGUCCAUUUUGAAUUUUGUUACUCAAAGUAUCAAUAUUUUGCUUCAUUAGAAAGAAUCCAUCCUGAGAUGGAAUCAUGGAUGAACAAUGAAACUGAACUACUACGAUAACUUUAUAGCAGACAGUGGUUCCCUUCCCAAACCUUUUUCAUUGUGUGUGUGGGGGUAAAAACACUUUAAAAUUUCACAUUUCACUGUAAAAUUACCCUAUUUUAAAACUUUUAUAGGUGGCGGGGGUGGGGGAGAGUGGAGUUUAUAUCCAGUAUCACCUGGUGAUAGCUAAAUAUAAAAGGUAGCCCAGUAUAGAACAAACAAAAUAUUCUUUAAAAUCCAGAAAUAAGGGUGCCCUUCCAUGGAAUUUAAUAAUUUCUUGAUAUCAAGUUUAGAGAAGCCAGGAAAAGUUUUCAGAAAUAUUGUAUAUAAAAUGUUUUAGAUGUGAUAGCACAUAUCUGGAAAAGCACUUUUUUGUAAAACGUCUUCUAAGAAAAAAAAAAAAAAACAGUAGCAGACCAUUCAUUCAGGAAAAUUUCCCCAGAAAAUAAACAAAUGGAUAUAUCUUCUAGUCAAUGCAUCACAGAUCAAGUGAUGUCUGAGAGAAAUCAUUCAUUGAUACUGCUAAAUGUCUUAUUCACUCUGAAAAUCGGGAAUACUCAUUCUUCCCAUCAAAAUCCACUCAGUCUUUUGUUAACUACCGAAGGAAAGCAAUUUUUUUAAAUAAUGAAUUUUUGUACUUCUCAAAAGUGCCAAACUGACAUGACUGAGAAUUGUAUGUAGUGUAGUUGUAGCUGUGUCAGUCCCAGGAUAUUUAGAGAGACAAGGUGGGUGAAGUAAUAUUUUA
Messenger RNA from Terrapene triunguis (Three-toed box turtle), 2682 nucleotides. RefSeq names its product zinc finger and BTB domain-containing protein 8A-like. The transcript is spliced from 4 exons. Gene Ontology annotation, molecular function: DNA-binding transcription factor activity, RNA polymerase II-specific; protein binding; RNA polymerase II cis-regulatory region sequence-specific DNA binding. The record is from RefSeq and is a predicted model, not a curated record. Gene Ontology annotation, biological process: regulation of transcription by RNA polymerase II. The coding region runs from base 250 to 1689 and encodes 479 amino acids. Lineage: Eukaryota; Metazoa; Chordata; Testudines; Emydidae.